Messenger RNA from Belonocnema kinseyi, 1971 nucleotides. Its product is annotated as lipase 3-like. The coding region runs from base 865 to 1098 and encodes 77 amino acids. The record is from RefSeq and is a predicted model, not a curated record. The transcript is spliced from 4 exons. Lineage: Eukaryota; Metazoa; Arthropoda; Insecta; Hymenoptera; Cynipidae.
UUCCCAUCCACUGCCAACCUUCCAAUCCGAGUUCCGAUCGCCAGUGGCAUAUCUGUUCUGGCUGUUUUCGUUAGUCGGCAGGCAGCGUCGUUCGCUGAACGGUUGAUUUCCGAGAAUUCAUUCCUCUACGACCUACGUUCAGUUCUGACUAACCAGUUCUUCCGCGAACGUCGAGUCGCCAACGAUUUCCCGGCCAGUAGAGAAAGUGCUUUGUGCUUGUUUGAAUAGAAGACACCAUUGGUUGGGGCCUUUCUAGAGCAGGUGCACCCUUCCCUUCCUUCUUUCAACCUCUGAUAUUCCUUUCAUUCUUCGGCAUUCUCCUUCUGAAACUUGAAUUCCUCGAAUCGGAUAAUGUAACUGUGGCUCAUUGUGCGUGUUUUGGGGAGUGGCAGCUGCGCCACCCGACAACUGCGCUUUAAGGUUGGUAGGGGAGAGGCUCUUGCUUCACGCAUCGUUUUCCUGAAAAACGGGGUGAGGAGCAGGAGGGGCUCAUCCGGUUAGCCACAACGGGGUUAUAAAGGGCACCCACUGCGCUUGCUGGUCCUUUCCUGUCCCAGAUCUCAGUCGAGGAAGAACCUACUCUACGCAGCAGCUAUUAGUGCCAGUACGCAAUUUUUGUUCGCGAGUGACAACGCCUAAAGUUUAUUGGUUGGUUUUAAGUUGCUGUUUCUAGCGUUUCGGAUCGAGUUACGGAUAGAAAGCAAGUGAUUUUAUGAGAAUGAUGUGAUUGAAGAUUACGGUUAUCCGUUUAAAAUAUACAAUGUUGAAACAGAAGACGGCUACAUUCUUCAGAUACAUAAUGUACCUUUCGGACGAAACGUGAUAAAAGGGAGUCCUAAAAAUAAUAAACCAGUGGUUCUCGUUAUGCAUGAAAAUUUAGGAUCUUCAGCAGACUGGGUUGUAACUGGUCCCAGUAAUGGUUUAGCUUUUCUUGUGGCUGAUAGCGGCUACGACAUAUGGCUCGGAAAUAAUCGAGGGAAUACUUACUCUAAAAAACACACGAUGUUUCUGGAAACAAGUUACGGAUUUCGGGAUUUUAGGUUAUUCACAAGGAGGGACUCAGUUCUUCGUUAUGAAUUCAAUGAAACCCGAAUAUAACGACAAAAUUCGUUUAGGAGUGACAUUUGCUCCAGCAGUAUUCCUUGGAAAUACAAAAGGAGCAAUAAAUAUAUUAUCAAAGCUAUCCAACCCUAUAGAAGUAAGGAUUACAUUUUAAGUAACUAUAAUUUGUAAUUUUAAUUUAAAUGUGUGUGUAUGUGAUUAUUUUUUUAACAGCAUGGCAACCGUUACGUAAAGGCGUUUACGUAACGUAAACUCUGCAUUUGUAUUUAUUAAAUAAUAAUAAUAAUAAUAAUACACUCUCUUAAGCCAACAAAGUUCGACUAUCGGAAAUUAUUUUUUCAUGAAUAUAAUAUAAUCAAAUGAUAAAUGAACUUAUGAAGAAACAUAACCUCAAUCUAUGCCAUACCCAUAGUACUGAUUUAAAGUUUCACAAAUAGAGAAAAACAUUCAAUUUGAAUUCUUCGAUAUGUUAAAUUAUUUAAAAUAGAAAAGGAAAAAUUUUGUCUGCCUGCAUUUUUAAUGUGAACAAAAAAUGUAUUUUCUCAUUUUAAUAUUUAGCUGUCCAAAAAAUUUACCCCAAAUGAUUUUAUUAACGAUGUUGAGACGUUUGCUAAUAUUUGCACGAAACAUCAUUUUAAAAAGUAGGUCAAACUGUCUUUCCUUCUACAAAUUCCAGACAAAUUAGUAUUUGUGCUGGAACACGAAGAUAACAACAAUUUUUCUGUUUAAAACAUUUAGAUAGACCUACUAUUGAAGCUUAAAAACCCUUGAGCAAAUUAAAGUAGAGCAACUCUUGUUUAUAAUAACUAACUGAAAAUUUGAAACCUUUUUUUACAAGUGUGCCUCGAUUGUUGGUUUCGGGUAAAUUAUAGCGUAAAUAGGUCUGAGGGAUAAUUUGUAGAGGAUAAA